Aspergillus bombycis is the source of this 1410-nucleotide messenger RNA. RefSeq names its product putative CUE domain protein. Bases 1 to 1410 code for a protein of 469 amino acids. The record is from RefSeq and is a predicted model, not a curated record. Gene Ontology annotation, biological process: DNA repair; DNA alkylation repair. Gene Ontology annotation, molecular function: dioxygenase activity; zinc ion binding. The transcript has a single exon. NCBI's taxonomy places the organism in Eukaryota, Fungi, Ascomycota, Eurotiomycetes, Eurotiales, Aspergillaceae. Gene Ontology annotation, cellular component: nucleus.
AUGGACCGUUUCCUAACCCGAAAGAGGCCACGGCCCAGCUCACCAGUCCCGCAGACGGUAUCACCAUCAGAAUCGCCACUCCCGGAUGAGGACUCAACAGAUGUAAAGUUAGCACUGCUCGUGUCACUUUUCCCGGAGAUUGCACAGGAGACGCUUCUGGACGUUCUCGUCUCAUGUAGCGGAUCCGUGGAAGCCGCCGCAUCUACGAUCCCAGUACAAGCCCCUCCCACUAAGAAGCGGGUGGUACCGGGUACACCAUCUGUACAGACGUCUUUGGCGUCUCUUGUCCUCCAACCAGGCGCAGGGAAAGAGUCACCCAUCAAACGAAAACCACUGACUAAGAAGGGGAAAACCCUGCACCUAUACUCCCCAGAGGAUGUCGCGGCCCACACGCCAUGUACAAUUAUCCACAAUUUCCUUCCAGCAGAGCAGGCGAAUGCACUCCUCUUAGAGCUUCUGGAGGAAUCAAAGUAUUUCUCUAGAUAUAAGUUCCAGCUGUUCGACCGAACAGUUGAGAGUCCUCAUUCAGCUAGCGUAUACGUUUCUACGCCGGAGGAGUACCGCCAGCAUACGUCAGAGUACACGUACGGCGGGACCUACCGGUCAAAUGUGCGUCAGAUCACACCGCAUAUGCAAGCUGUUUCCGCCAAAGUGCAGCACAUUGUGAACAGUGAAGUAAAUCACCGCAUCAAAACCUUCUAUCCCGGUGGAGAAAAGCUCAAGUACCAGUCUCCUAAAGAAUGGAUGCCAAAUGCCGCAUUCGUCAAUUGCUACGAUGGUCCGUCAGAGAGCGUCGGGUAUCACUCGGACGAACUCACUUACCUCGGUCCACGAGCUAUCAUCGGCAGUCUGAGCUUAGGCGUAGAACGAGAAUUCCGCGUUCGACGGAUUGUACCCAGCAAUGAUGAUGAUGAUGAUGAGGGUUCUCAAAGUGAGAAAGAUACGCCUACACCACAAUCUGAGCCGAAGCAGUCACGAGUGGCAUCUGACGUUCGCGCCGAUGCUCAGGGUCAAAUCUCCAUUCAUCUCCCCCAUAACUCUCUGCUAGUUAUGCAUGCCGAAAUGCAAGAAGAGUGGAAACACGCCAUUGCACCUGCCCAAACGGUUUCACCACACCCAUUGUCCGGAAACCGCCGCAUCAAUAUCACUUAUCGCUGGUAUCGCGACUCCCUGCAUCCACGGAACACCCCUCGUUGUCGGUGUGGUAUGCAUGCCAUUCUGCGCUGUGCUCAGCGCAAGCGGCAAACUAGAGGCAGGUAUAUGUGGAUGUGCUAUGGAGGCUUUGCCCCUGGCAAAAAGAGUUGUGGUUUCUUCCAGUGGGCUGAGUUCGAUGACGACGGGGAACCAGUCUGGAAUAAGAAGCAGUCUGAAGAUACUGCGCCUAUCUUGAGAAAUUUUGUACAUGAAUAA